AUGUAUCAGCGCGCGACCCACGGCCUGAAGCGCACGAAUCCUGCGCCGACUGACCCGGCCAAGCGGCCCAAGCUCAAGCAGGGCACCCUAAGUUUCCUUUACGAUGCCAAGAAGAAGGCCGCUGCCGUCGCCGCCCCAGCCCGCCUCCCCGUCGGCAAUGCCCCCGAGAGACGGCUGCCAGCGGCCGCCGGCCUUCCUGCGCUGCGCAGCGCGCUGUUCGACUCACAGGGCUCCUUCGAGGAAGCCACGGACGACGCGUACAUUACGAGCAUGCUGCACGAAAAGCCCGUGCACAAUUUUAAAACACUUUCGCGUUCGUCCAGCGUGCUGGCUCCGGCCGAAAAUGGGCAACGCCUGGCGUCACACGGCGUGCGCAAGCCGCCCAGUGGCACCAGCGCUCCGGCCGUGGACAGCCCACCGCCAAGAAGAAUUGCUGGUGUGCGUUCCCACAAUCCUGUGCCUGAGAGCACGGCUGCACGUGAGGUGCCACCGUUUACUGUGGCUCGGCGGCUGAAGCCGGUAGCUACCCAUCGCGUGGCCCCGGCGCGGUCUCCUUCUGUUUCUAGCGCAGUUGUACUCAGCAAGGAACAAGAAGCAGUGCGCGAUAUUAUAGUGCAUGACCGUCUGAACGUAUUUUACACCGGAAGCGCCGGCACCGGUAAAUCGGUGUUGUUGCGGGAGCUGAUCCGGACAUUACGUGCGAAGUACGGUACAGUGGCGGUAGCGGUUACGGCGUCGACGGGCUUAGCCGCCGUGAACAUCGGCGGCAUGACCGUGAACCGCUUUUCAGGCAUUGGCAUCGGCAGCGGGUCGUUGGAGGCGCUAGCGGCUAGGGCCAAGAAGAAGAGGGAGGUUUACGAGAGGUGGAAGCGAACGCGCGUCCUGAUCAUUGAUGAGGUGUCGAUGGUCGACGCGCGUUUCCUAGACAAGCUGGACUACGUGGCGCGGCAGCUGCGAGGCAAGCCGGAUGCCGUGUUCGGCGGGAUCCAGCUCGUGUUCACGGGCGACUUUUUUCAGCUGCCCCCGGUAACGGAUCGCUCAGCGGGCAACGAGGGGCCCCUGUUUUGCUUCGAGAGUCGCGCUUGGCAACAGGGCAUCCAGAAGACGUUAUGCCUGAGCCAGGUGUUUCGGCAGCAGGAUACGGAGCUCGUGGACUUGCUGAAUGCUAUUCGAUUCGGGGAGGUGACGCCGCAGGUGGCGGCGCAGAUGCGCCAGUUUGAGCGCGAGGUGGUGUACGGCGACGGAAUCGAGCCCACGGAACUAUUUCCGACGAGACGCGAGGUGGAGCAGGCCAAUCGGAGGCGGUUGGAGCGGCUGCCCGGGUUCGGGAUGACGUUCGAGGCGUACGACUCGGGCAACGUCGGCGGCCGGUUCAGCUCAUACUUCGAUGCGGUGAUGGCGGAGCGCACGCUGGCGUUGAAGGAGGGGGCGCAGGUGAUGAUGCUCAAGAACAAGGACGACCAGCUUGUCAACGGCUCGGUCGGACGCGUGCUAUUUUUCACGACGGCCGCGCUGUGGGGUCGCGUGGAGCGCGAGCACAUGCACGCAUUGGAGGACCCGGAGUUUGUCCUCGACAUGCGUCUGGUAUGCCAGGCCAUUGGCAUCUCCGAGAGCGCGCGAUCCCCUGAGCUCCUACAAGCCAUUGCCGCGCGCCCCGCCUUGCGGCGCCCCCACUUGCAGGAGUUCCUGUCGCGCGCGCCGCACGAACCGCGGGACGGACUAUUGCCGGUGGUGCGCUUUGUUGUAGCAGGUCGCGCACGCUUCGAGCUCGUCCAGCGUGAGGAGUUCCCCGUCGAGGUGCCAGCCGGCCCGCACGCAGCGGGUGAUGCCUCUCGGCUACAAGUGCCGCUCGUGCCUUGCUGGGCGCUCUCCAUCCACAAGGCACAAGGUCAGACGAUUCCUCGGUUGAAGGUGGAUCUGCGCCGCACGUUCGAGGCCGGACAGGCGUACGUCGCACUGUCGCGAGCCGUGUCCAAAGACCAUCUUCAGAUUAUCAACUUCGACCCCAAGAAAAUUAAGGCCGACCCCAAGGUCAAGCAGUUCUACCACACGCUGGAGCUCUUGCCCACUGCAUAG
This is a messenger RNA of Eremothecium gossypii ATCC 10895, 2076 nucleotides long. RefSeq names its product DNA helicase (gene RRM3). The transcript has a single exon. Gene Ontology annotation, molecular function: DNA helicase activity; ATP hydrolysis activity. The record is from RefSeq and is marked provisional. Gene Ontology annotation, biological process: telomere maintenance; DNA replication; DNA repair. Gene Ontology annotation, cellular component: replication fork. Lineage: Eukaryota; Fungi; Ascomycota; Saccharomycetes; Saccharomycetales; Saccharomycetaceae. Bases 1 to 2076 code for a protein of 691 amino acids.